CUCCACCUCCGACACCACAACGACCACCACCAUCACUUCCUCUUCUUGAUUGGAACUCCUGCCUCCUUGACUUUGCUACAGUCCCACGCCGUCGACGACAACCCCCACUCUCCGUUCUGCCUACAUGCGGCCCGUCCCCACCCCGACUCCCGCUGGUCUUUGCGCCAGACCAGACACCAGACGCCCAAUCCCUUCCUCCUCCCCUCGCACCUCCUGCCCAUCGCGGUGCACGCGCAGUCAUGGCUACCAAUGUGUCUCCAGCCAGUGGCGGGUCUCCUCCGCAGAGCGUGGAAUCUAUCACUCGCAAGGCUCAGGACUAUGAAUACAACCCCUCGAUCCCCCUGCGGUAUUGGCUGCGGACCGCCGCGACAAUGAUGAGAGAGGCUCGCAUCUACGAACGGGAGAAACACGACGAGCAGGCCUACCUCCUCUUGUUCCGACAUGCCCAGCUGGUGCUCGUCAACCUGGCCGAGCAUCCCGAGGCCAAGGAUGAGAAGAACCGGAAGGCCUUGGUGGAGGCCGAGAAGGAGGUCCAGCGGAACCUGCGCGUGUUGGAACGCCUGAAACCCCGAAUCAACAAACGCCAUGAGCGCUAUACCCAGCUGAUGCGUGAACGGCAAUCCCGCACCCCGCUUCCUGCCAGCAACAAUACCAGCCCAUUGACCCAGCUCCAGUCCCAGCCCCAGGACCCCGCGUUGGCAGGGGUCGCGGAGCCGCUGGAAGCAGGCGAGAACCGGGACCUGGCGGUCCAACUGGCGCGGACCGAGAUCAGUCGGAGAGCUACUGUCCGACAGGCCAUCCGGCAAGCCGGUAUCUCCCCCGAGGAGGAGCGGACUCGACGCACGGCUGGCAUGUGGGGAGACUGGGACCAUUCCCUGCGCAAAGAUGCCCCGGAGCCAGCCGAUGACUUGAGCCGGCGCAUACAGAAUGUGAGGGUCAACAUGGACGGUGCUCCGCAGGCGGAUCACCGGCCGCAAAUCGCCCCCAAGACUACCGUCCGGCCGUCCACCGCGACCUCUUCCCUCUCCGCGUACAAAUAUCCGACCGUUCCUCGCCAAAAUCCACUGGUGGCGGUUCCGUCCCUGGUCAGGACGGACCCUGGGGGCAAGAGGGUUCCACCUCCCAAGGCACCCGCGCCGCCUCCCAAGGAGAUCUCGCGCGGUUCCGGACUCGAUGGACCGUCGCCGCCCCCUCGUCCGGACAAGAUCUCGCCUGCAGCCCCCCCGGUGGAGACUCCCGCGCUUCCUGCGAAGGUCCAGCCCGCGACAGAUGGACCAGAUGCCCGUUCGGACCUGGACCCCUCCAGCUUCACCUUCAAACCAUCGGCCUAUCUGGAGAAUGGAACGCCCCUCCGGACGUUGUUCCUGCCGCCCGACCUCCGCAAACACUUCGUCUCGCUGGCGGCCCCGAAUACGCAGCGCAAUCUGGAGACUUGUGCCAUCCUGUGCGGAACGUUGAUCUCAAACGCCUUGUUUGUGUCGAGGCUUCUCAUCCCCGAGCAGACGGCCACGUCGGACACGUGUGAGACGGUCAAUGAAUCGGCCAUCUUUGACUAUUGUGACUCGGAGGACCUGAUGGUGCUCGGCUGGAUCCACACCCACCCGACGCAGACGUGCUUCAUGAGCUCGCGCGACCUGCACACCCACUGCGGAUACCAGGUGAUGCUCCCGGAGAGCAUUGCCAUUGUCUGCGCGCCGAGCAAGACCCCGGACUGGGGGAUAUUCCGGCUGACGGACCCGCCGGGGUUGAAGACGGUGCUGAACUGCACCCAGUCCGGACUGUUCCAUCCGCACGGGGAGGCGAACAUCUACACCGACGCCCUCCGCCCGGGCCACGUCUUUGAGGCCAAGGGGCUGGAGUUUGAGACGGUCGAUCUGCGGCCAAAGGGGUCUGGAUUGUAAAGAGAUGUGGCUAACGUGAUUAUAUCUGAGCGUUGAUAGCAUACGAUCCACGAGCUGAUGAGGAAUAAUAUGUGACAGGUAGACGCAGCUAGCACCCGAUUACGUAUGCCGUCGAUGGUCCACACUGCGUGAUGGCACUGCCCUAUCGGACACAUCGUUUCGGUGAUCUCCCUCAAGCACUUCUGCCAGAGGGCUUCACAUUCUCCUCGCCCCUGCGGGGCUUCCCCCUCUCACAUUCUGAUCGGGCAUCAUCGCGGGAGUUCUCUCCACCUUUUGUCCGACGACUCAGAGGCAUGGUUCUGCACAGGGUUCUACGGAGCGCCAUCCGCUCUCCAAGACGUGGGCCUCGAUGCCAAUGCCGGGUUGGCAACUUGGAUGUUGCGUGAGUGACCGGCUGCGAGAUCCGGCGUAUCUUAUGAGAAGAAUGGCAGACCCGAGCGAGAUUGCAGGGGAUGGUAUAUCUGGAAGUGUGG
Molecule: messenger RNA, 2374 nt
Organism: Aspergillus heteromorphus CBS 117.55
Lineage: Eukaryota; Fungi; Ascomycota; Eurotiomycetes; Eurotiales; Aspergillaceae
Product: putative endosome-associated ubiquitin isopeptidase (AmsH)
Exons: 2
Coding region: 240-1901 (553 amino acids)
Biological process (GO): protein K63-linked deubiquitination
Cellular component (GO): membrane; endosome
Molecular function (GO): K63-linked deubiquitinase activity; metal-dependent deubiquitinase activity; protein binding
Source: RefSeq, a predicted model, not a curated record